Messenger RNA from Nicrophorus vespilloides, 1559 nucleotides. Its product is annotated as chaoptin-like. Lineage: Eukaryota; Metazoa; Arthropoda; Insecta; Coleoptera; Silphidae. The coding region runs from base 370 to 1416 and encodes 348 amino acids. Gene Ontology annotation, molecular function: protein binding. The transcript has 7 exons. The record is from RefSeq and is a predicted model, not a curated record.
UUCAUAAAUGGACGUGUUUACAAUAAAUCGUUGUGAUCUAAAAAUGUUCUUAUUCCUUAUUUUCUUGUGGUUUGGUGUUUUAAGUGGCGAAGGAGCAGCAUGUGAAAUAACUAAAGAAUGCGAAAUGUUUUGUAGCUAUAAAGCUACAUUAGAAUUAAGAUAUAUUACUACAUGUAAACAUUUUGAACUAAUCAGAUUUCAAUUCACCGAUAUAGAUACUGACAAAUUGCAGAAUUGAAAGGUUAUUCAUUUGAAUAUCUUGAUUUCCAGACAAUAAACAAUAUACAGAAUGUAAGUCGUGCAAUCGAAGGAUUAAACAUUAAAAACUUGCGUAUAUUCGAUAAUAAUAUAAGGGAAUUAAAAACAAGUAUGUUUGAAAACAGCGGAACUUUCUAUUCUGUAGGACUGUAUAGGAAUAAUAUUGAGGUUUUGCAACGAAAAUCAAUUCCUAAAGCAGAAUGGGUAUUUUUAAGCGACAAUCUCAUUAAAACGUUAAAUGCAGAUAUGUUUAUUGAUAUAACGUUUGUGAAAUAUUUGAAUUUACAUCACAAUCAUAUAAAGAAAAUUUCGGCUUCAUCACUCAUGGGUUUAAAAGCAUUUAAUUUGGAUGUAAGCUAUAACCAUUUAGAAAGUUUAGAAGACAGCUCAAUUCCUGAAGUAAAAAAUGUGUUCUUAAAUAACAAUAAACUGAAAUCAAUACAUUCUCAAAUGUUCGUUAACAUUUUGAAUACAAACGUUCUCGAUGUGAGCUACAAUAAUAUCACCAAUUUCAACUUUGAAAACUCCGAGUUCGAUAUACUAAAUAUAAGCUACAAUAAAAUUGCGACCAUUUCGCAAAAAUCUUUUUCGGAGAUGAAGAUCUUAAAAAAUUUAUCAUUAUCAAAUAAUCUGAUUACAUCGAUAGAAAGGCAAUCAAUACCGAAAGUGCAAAAUCUUAAUUUGAGUUACAAUUUACUUAAAUCCAUUGAAGAAAAUAUGUUCUCCGAUAAGGAUCAUCUCAGAUAUUUGGAUAUAAGAAGCAAUUGCAUCGAACAUAUAGAUUUUAAAAUAAUCAAACAAGUUCCCAUUUCAUUUGGAUUUUUUAACGAAAGAUGUAACUUGAAUGGUAUAACAGAAACGUAUACAUUUUGGAUAUCGAAAAGUACCGUUUAUAUCAUUGGGGCAGUCGUAUUGGUUGCAGUUUUUCUCGUUAUGGUAAUGAUUAUAAUAUAUUCAAGACGAUUCGCCAAAUACUCAACGUAUUUGAAGAAUUCAGAGACUUCAAGGGUGGUACAUUAUGAUCGUGUUUCAUGUGCAAUAUUUAGGGACAACAAGAAUGAUUACUUAGAACCUACAAAUGAUUAUGAUGAGAUCAAAAAUAAUUAUUCAAUACGAGAAUCACAGAAUGAAUAUAUGGACCCUCGCUCAGUUCUAUGAAUAUACAAUAAGCACAAUUCAUGUUUUUCUUAAUAAUUUAGCAUCAUCAGAAUCUCCAAUCUAUUUAUAUGGUUAUUGUAUAAUGUAACUGUAAUAAUAGUAUUAAUAGGUAGAAAGACCUAUGGUCAAUAACCCUUUGUAUC